Messenger RNA from Macaca mulatta (Rhesus monkey), 1546 nucleotides. Lineage: Eukaryota; Metazoa; Chordata; Mammalia; Primates; Cercopithecidae. The record is from RefSeq and is a predicted model, not a curated record.
GUCCACGUUUCCACUGCAGUUUCUCCUUUGUUUUACGUUUGGAAGGAGUUGGCAUUGAAAAUAGCAGAGCGCUUCGCGGUAACAGGGACAAAUGUACUGAGGCUGGAGCCUGUGUGAACAGAACGGAAGAGGCCUUCGCUGUCGUAGAGCUCACAGUCUAGCAGCAGGUGUUUGCUGAAGACAGCUUACUCAGAUCACUACUCCCUGGAGGUGGUUGAUACAUCCUGGUGUAAACCUUCAAGAAGGACACAGUCAGGAAAACAUGAACCAGCAACUGAAGAAACGGGCCAAGACGAGACGCCAGAAAGGCCCGGGUGGAAGAGCCCCCGGCAGGGCUAAGCCCGGGCCAGGCAAGGCAAGCCAAGACCUGCAGGCGGAAAUGGAGCCUGUGGGCGCCGUGUGGGCCUUCUGUGAUGACCACGUGUGCCAUGAGCCUGGCCCUCAGGCUGUUGGAGAGGACGAUUUCUCAGACUGUUACAUAGAAUGCAUCAUAAGGGGUGAGUUUUCUCAACCCAUCCUGGAAGAGGACUCACUUUUUGAGUCCUUGGAAUACCUAAAGAAAGGAUCAGAACAACAGCUUUCUCAAAAGGUUCUCGAAGCAAGCUCCCUUCUUGAAUGUUCUCUGCAAUACAUGAAAAAAGGGGCAAAGAAAGAGCUUCCUCAAAAGAUAGUUGGAGAGAAUUCGCUCGAGUGUUCUGAGUACGUGACAGGCGAGAAGCUUCUGCCUGGAGGAAUACCUGGCAUUGACCUCUCAGAUCGAAAACAGCUCGCAGAAUGUGCUAGAAAGAAGCCCCCCGUAAGUAAAGAAUAUGACAGUCUGAGUGCGAUCGCUUGUCCUCAGAGUGGAUGCAGUAAGAAGUUGAGGAACACAGCUGCCCUGAAAAAGCAUCUCCUCACUCAUGGUCCCCGAGACCACAUCUGUGCAGAAUGCGGGAAAGCCUUCGUCGAGAGCUCGAAACUAAAAAGACAUUUCCUGGUUCACACUGGAGAAAAACCGUUUCAGUGCACUUUUGAAGGGUGCGGAAAGCGCUUCUCCCUGGACUUCAAUUUGCGUACGCAUGUACGCAUCCACACGGGGGAGAAACGGUUCGUGUGUCCCUUUGAAGGCUGUAACAGGAGGUUUACUCAGUCAAAUAACCUGAAAGCCCACAUCCUAACGCAUGCAAAUACGAACAAGAAUGAACAAGACGGAGAGUGGUCCUCCAACAGGAUAGGCAGAAGAGUGAUCAGUGAUCAGUGACAAAUCGGCCUCUUGAUUAUUGUUUCUAGGACGGAAUUUUUAAAUCAAUAUUGCAGCCCCAAAAGCGGUUAUAAUUUGGUGUUUCUAAGAUGCUCCCAUACUUUGUGAUACCGUUUUGAGAACAUGGUGUAUUUUUUUUCUUUUUUGUUUUAUUUAGAACUUUGUAUUCUUAAAAUGUGCUUCCAACAGGAAGGUCAGUGAUAAAUUGACUUCAAAAGCAUGACCUUUAAUAUAGUAUCUGUUGGAUUAUUAGAUAUAAGACUUAUUUUCAUGUACUAUAAAUAUGAAAAUAACUUUGAGUUUUAA